UUGACUAACCCUUUUGGGUAUCAGUACUGUGUCUCUGUAAGCGAGUUUUAUUGUUUUCAUAGCAUUUAUCACAAUCUAUUUACUUGCUUGUUUGCUGUGCUUCAUCAGAAUAAGCUUCUAACAUCCUGGAUUUUGUGUACUUUGUUUACUCUGCAGUUCCAAUUUCAAACAGAAUGCCUUUCUAAUGGGCACCCUUUAGAGGGGGGCACUCUUUAAAUACGUGUCAAAUUAAGAUGAGUGGCAAAUAUAAGUACAUGUGUUCUUGUGACCUUGAGAAAAUAAUCUUAUUCUUUUUUUGUAGAGCAUAGGUUGGAACUUGACAUGUUGUAGCAUUAUAAACAAUUCCUUGAUACUGGAAUAGAUAUUACUCAACUGAUUCGUACAGAAUUGGUAGCAUAGAUAUGAGUUUGCCCUAGUAUUAUAGGCAGCCAAGUUAGAUAGAAAUUAUUAUAAAUCAGGGAGGGAGUGGGCUGUCAAGGAAGUCAGAAAAAUAAAGACAUCAGAUUUUUUUUUUUUUUUUGUACCAGGGAUUGAACUUGGGACCUUGUUCUUGCAAGGCACACUGAGCUAAAUCCCUGCCCCUACUGGAGGAACAUCUUAAGACUGGGCCAUAAGAUGAAGAUGCAAUGACCUGGCCUACAUGCCUCCCCUAAAGUAUAUGCAGUAACUUGGAAUUAUACUAUGAUUGGUAUCACAUGGUCCAAUAAAAGUCUAGAAAGACAGCAGUCACUCAGGUGGGUGACCAGAGCAUUGAGAGCCAUCCCUUUCCAAAAGUGCCUUUGUUCUUUCCAUGGACCCUUGUUACAUGACCUGUUUCUCUCUUGAAUGUAUACAUUCAAGCUAUUAGCUAGGUGGAUAUACUUGUAAUGUUACUGGUUGAUUAUAGUUUGACCCACAUUGCACCCUCCUUGUGAUUUUGUACCCACCUCAUAAUUUUGGUCUAUAAAACAUUCUUAGAGAACUGGCCUUCGUGGCAACCCAUUUUGGGGUGCCCUCCUGUCUCUCAGGAGCUAUCUUUCAAUAAAUCCUUCGUAUGCUUACCUUGUUCCUCAGAAUUAAUUCUUCAAUUCUGGGGACACAAACUUAGCAUAUCUAACAUCUAGCAGGUUGGAAGUUAUUUUUUUUUCUUAUAUCACUAUGACCUAUAAAUACACUCAGAUUGAGCCCUAAAAUCUUAAGACCUAGUAUCUCUGGUAGCAAGUCCAGGGUCAAAACGCUAAUGAACGGAUGGCAAAAAUUUAAACAGGUGGAAUGAACCGGGGGAAGAGGGGGACGGGUGAGGGGAAGGGUCACUCCUACUAUGCACCGAGACAACAACUCCCACAAGGCACUGCAUCAGGGACAGCGAAUCCCAGAAGGGACUAACAGCCGGGACUGUGAGUCGUAAGACGGUAUACAACCAACCAGAGACUCCCAGAAGGCACUACAACCAGGACUGCGACUCCCAGGAGGCACAACUGGGACAAGGCUCCUAGGAGGCAGUAUAACCGGGACUGCAGCUCCUUGAUAGUACUACAACGUGGACUGUGCCUCCCAGGAAGCACUACAGAUGGGAGCGAGACUCCCAAAAUACAUCACAACCAACCUGCCACUCCCAGAAUGCACCACAAUCGAGACUGCAACUCCCAGGAUGCACCCCAACGGACAGUGGGGCCUGGCUGCAGUCCUUCGUGCCUGGAGAGAUACAGUAUAUUAGGCACAUGCUCCUCUCCCAGCGAGGUGACGCGGCUCUGCAGUAGAGGACGCACAGAGCAGAAGAAGCCAGUGUGGCAGCCGCUGGGUCUCCCGGUCGCUACCAGUCUUACCAUGCUUCCCUGUGAUAUCUGUGGUGAAAUGGUAACCUCAGAAUCAGAUAUGAAGACUCAUCUCCUAAUUGUUCACAUGGAAAAUGAGGUUAUAUGUCCAUUUUGCAAAUUGUCGGGGGUAAAUUAUGAUGAAAUGUGCUUUCAUAUUGAAACUGCUCAUUUUGAGCACAAUGUUCUAGAAAGAAACUUUGAGAGGGUAGACCCAAUACAUUAUGGAACUUCAGAUAACAAGGACAACUCUCUGCAGAGUACAAUGGAAGCUUGUGCAUCUAGUCAUCCAAAAUGUUCAGCUCAAAGCCUGCCUAAUGAUGGUACUUUAAAACAUGAAGUCUUUUACUCAGACAGCUUAAUUGGAUCUAGAAAAUUCCUGAAAAGCAAGGAAAACCAGUCGGACUUAUCUGAAACAAAAGAAUCAAUUUAUGAAACAAUGUAUAGUCCUCCUGAAUGUCCAUUCUGUGGAAAAAUAGAGGAAUGUAGUCAAGAUAUGGAAAAUCAUGUGAAAACAAAGCAUGUCAGUCUUUUGGACACACCAUUAGAAGACUGUGAUCAACCAUUGUAUGACUGCCCUAUGUGUGGUCUCAUCUGUACAAAUUAUCAUAUUCUCCAGGAACAUGUUGACUUGCAUUUAGAAGAAAGGAGCUUUCAACAAGUAGGCAUGGAUAGAAUUCAGUGUUCUGCUGAUCUGGAAUUGGCUCACCAGCUUCAACAGGAAGAAGAUUGGAAGCAAUCUGAGGAAUCAAGACAAGAAAUGGAAGAAUUCCAGAAGCUGCAGCAACAGUAUGGCUUAGAUGGUUCUGGAGGAUAUAAACAACAGCAACUCCAGAAUAUGGAGAUAGAAGUAAAUAGAGGAAGAAUGCAUCCAACUGAGUUUCACAGGAGAAAAGCUAACCUGAUGGAAUCCCUUGCUGUUGGUAUUGAUGAUGGAAAAACAAAAACUUCUGGAGUUAUUGAAGCACUUCAUAGAUACUAUCAGAGCACGGCCACAGAUGUGACGCGUGUAUGGCUUUCUACAGUGGUAGAUCACUUUCAUUCUUCUCUAGGUGACAAAGGUUGGGGUUGUGGUUACAGAAAUUUUCAAAUGCUGCUUUCAUCAUUAUUACAGAAUGAGGCUUAUGAUGAUUGCUUGAAAGGUAUGUCGGUUCCAUGUAUUCCAAAAAUUCAGGCUAUGAUUGAAGAUGCAUGGAGAGAAGGUUUCGAUCCUCAGGGGGCUUCUCAACUUAAUAAUAGGUUACAGGGAACCAAAGCCUGGAUUGGAGCAUGUGAAGUAUUUACCCUCCUGACUUCCCUGAGGGUCAAGUGCCGUAUUGUUGAUUUUCACAAGGCAACUGGUCCUUCAGGUACACACCCUCGCUUAUUUGAAUGGAUAUUGAACUAUUAUUCUUCAGAGCAGGAAGGAAGUGCAAAGGUGGUAUGCACAUCCAAACCUCCUAUCUAUCUUCAGCAUCAAGGUCAUAGUCAAACAGUUAUUGGAAUUGAAGAGAGAAAAAACAGAACAUUAUGUUUGCUAAUAUUUGAUCCCGGAUGUCCUUCUCGAGAAAUGCAGAAACUAUUAAAAAAAGACGUCGAGGCCAGUAGUAUCAAGCAACUUCGGAAAUUUGUGGGAAAUUUAAAGCAUAAGCAAUACCAGAUAGUGACAAUUGAGGGUGCUCUUUCUCCAGAGGAGAAAGUGGCCAGGAGACACGCUUCUCAAGUCUUUACAGCGGAGAAGAUUCCUUGAAGAAUUAAGCUUUUUGGUGAUUAUGACAUUGCACUUCGGUUUCCAAACUCUGAUAUUGAACUCUUUAAUAUAGCUUAAGAACCUGAAUUGUCUUAAGUGCUCAACAUGUUUGCCUACAUUAAAUUAUACCUUUAGUGCUUCCUUAUCUACUG
Molecule: messenger RNA, 3674 nt
Organism: Fukomys damarensis (Damara mole-rat)
Lineage: Eukaryota; Metazoa; Chordata; Mammalia; Rodentia; Bathyergidae
Gene: Zup1
Product: zinc finger containing ubiquitin peptidase 1
Exons: 11
Coding region: 1600-3522 (640 amino acids)
Source: RefSeq, a predicted model, not a curated record